AACACCUGAACAUCCAAACAUCUGCAUAUGAAGUGAUUGCUGAAGAGCCACUGGGGUCAUACACCACAACAGUUCUGCAUCAAGCUAUCAUCACCGUCUCUGAUCUGAUCACUUUGAAGCCCCCACUGGACUCAGCCAUCAAAUCUGACUUAGUGUGCAAAAGUGUUGAGAAGGUCUUCUCUCUGCCCUCCUUGAAGAUGACAAAGCUAAAAGCUGGCAGCCCGGCGCAACCGUCCCAAACACAGGACUUCUAUCAACAGACGGUCAAUGCCUUCAACAGCAUGCUCACUAGCUUACUGUCGGAGACACCCAAUAUUGAAUCGCUACAGGAUAUAUUGAUACACACGAAUGGCUGGAUUGAAUCCCAAAAAAACUACGAGCGGGAAAGGGCUGUUAGGAGCACCAACUACAUAUUGAAGUUUGUCUCUGAACAUCUGGAUUUCAAUAUAACCCAGGAGUUUUCCCUGCUUGGACACCUGGUGGCGCUUCUGGCCCUUCACAUUGCUGACAGAGUGAAGGACAUUGGCUUACAGGCGGCAGAGGCCACGUACUAUCUCCAUUACAUCGUCAUGGGCAAACUGGCUAGGGAGAUGGAGAAUAAACACAAGAAUAAGAAAGGGAACGUUGUGAAAUGGUUCAGAGAAGAUUUUUUCGUUUCUGGCCCCUCUGUCUUCUUCAACAAUAUUACAAAAGUUGCAAAGGCUUUUGGAGAACACCUGUCCCCCAGCCAGAUCUCUGAACUUGCACUCAGAGCAAUAGAUAAUCUCACACAUGAAGACAAUGCCAUCUCUCAGGGGGCAGGUUUGCUGCUGAGCUCCUUCCUGCAGGAAUGUGGAACAGACAUGGAGGAUCUGCCCAUGAUUGUAAAGGAAAUUUACAAGCAUCUUCCCGACAUCACUGACUAUGUCACCAAAGAGGAGGCCCUGAAAGCUUUGCGCAACUUAGCUUCAAAACGUCUGAUUGGAGUAGUAGACAUCCUUCUUGAAUGCUCGCUGGACUGUGAUAACCAUGUAGAAGAGAUGUGGAAAGCCCUGGCCUGUGACCCAUAUUCGAACAUGAGGCUUAUAAGACCAUUGCUGAAGAGGCUGCAAGAUGAAGACCCUCUUUCAGAAGUCUGCAACAGGCGUCACAGCAAGUCUCUCAUGCCUAUUGCGGCUACCAAUGCUUUGUGUGUCAUCCUGUCCUUGCCUGAGUCUGCGGAUGCAAUCCAGGGCAGAUUUUCCCAACUGCUCAUUGCUCUGGUCACUCAAAUCUAUUUUGUCAUUGGAGCAGGGAGGAGAGGAUCCAGAAGGCUAAGUAAUGCUGAGUCCCCUGUCACCCCACUGAGCUCUGCCAUCGAGGCUCUGAAGAACCUGAUUGCGUGUGCUGGCUAUAUAAAAGAGUACAACAUUCUGGGACUGCAAGGCUGUUGGGACAUGCUGGCAACUCCAGACAAUUUCUUUGAAGGUGUUUUUUACCUAAUAAGAACUUUGUUUGCAUUUAAUAAAAUGCACCUCAAACUGACUUUCAAACAGGCCAACACAUACUUGCGCCGUCCUGACAUUAAGGAGAAGACGAUUGGGAUGGCUUUCUUCACAGAGAUUCUUUUCCACGUAGAGAUAGGCCUGUUGUUUGUGAAGCAAGACAUCCUGGAUGUCCUCCGAGAGUGGAUGGUGCAGGCCUGUCCGCUCAUGCAGGUCUUCAGUAUCCGAGGGCUGGGGUACUUUCUGCAACAUUCCUUCGAGGAUGAGGUUUUAGAGCCCUUCCUUGCCCCCCUGCUGACCUGCGCCUUAGAUGCAGACAGGAAUAUUGCCAAGGAGUCUAUUAAGACCCUCCAAAAUAUGUUCCGCCACUUGGACACGGAGGAUUUUGCACCCCUGGGGAUGACCCUCAUCCCUCACCUCCUGCGGUACUUUAAUGAUAAUGACAAUGAACUGCGAAGUUCCUCCAUUGGCCUUUUUGGGAUGUUAUUGAAGGGGAUUAAAGAUGGCACCAAACAAAGCCUGAAGGAGGAAGUUUUAAAAGCGUUGGUUCCCCUCUUAAUUCAGCUGAUGGACCCUUGGAGCAAAGAUGCCUCUCGGGAUGCAUUGCUCACCUGUAUCAGAUACAUGAACUGGGGAGAUGUGCCCAAAGAGGCCGCAGAGAUCGAUCCCAGUGUCAGCCACUUCUAUACAUAUGGAAACAUCUGCAAGUACCUUAUGCAUAAAAACAGACAGAUGUUGCCAGAAAUGGCAGCCCAGAUAGUUGGAUAUCUGAAGAGCAGGUUCACUUCCCACCGACAGGCAGCAGCCAUCUUGAUAGGCUGCAACGCAGAGUACAUGAAGACUGAUUUUUCCACAAAAGAAAUUGAAGACAUUUAUAUAGCUCUCCGAGAGCUCCAGGCAGACCGUGAACCUUCUGUGGCCAAGACUGCCGUUGCGGCCGCAGAGGAAUUCCUGAGACACUGCGGGCAUCGGGUCCAUCCUAAUAUCAUCUCCAAAGCAUCCGUCCGGAGAAGCAGUGUGGGGAGUGAUACCAGGAAGUGAAAGGGCCUUGGAGAAGGCUGGAAGAAAGAAUGCUUAUUGCGGAGA
Hemicordylus capensis (graceful crag lizard) is the source of this 2549-nucleotide messenger RNA. Its product is annotated as maestro heat-like repeat family member 5. The coding region runs from base 198 to 2504 and encodes 768 amino acids. The transcript has 20 exons. NCBI's taxonomy places the organism in Eukaryota, Metazoa, Chordata, Lepidosauria, Squamata, Cordylidae. Gene Ontology annotation, cellular component: cytoplasm. The record is from RefSeq and is a predicted model, not a curated record.